UGCGCCAUUUUCCUCGGUUCAGACGCACGUGUGUUCGGCGCGCGGCUGCGUGUCAUGAGUUCAGGCCGAUAUAAUCAUAAUAAUAUUAAUUCGUCAUCAUGCCGAAGGUAAAGAGGAGUAAUGUAAGCGGUUCCGGCGUGUCUCUGGCCGAUCAGAUCCUACAGGGAGACACGGUUCGGGCCAGCGGGCGAGUGAAGAACCGAGCCCGGACUCUCGAGGAGCAGGAGUAUGUCGACGAGAAGUUGUCCCGGAGGAUCCUGCAACAGGCCCGGAUCCAGCAGGACGAGCUGCAGACGGAGCUGGGGCUGGCGGCAGAGCCCAAGAGACAGCCCGCGACUCGGCUAGGUGCGAGCGCAGAGGAUGGAGACUCUGACGAGGAGUGGCCGGCUCUGGGUCAUCAUGUGGAGGAGAGCCGAGAGGUGGACGUGGAUCCUGAGGACGAGUUAGCCAUCGAGAUGUUCAUGAACAAGAACCCGCCACUCAGACGCACGCUAGCCGACAUCAUCAUGGAGAAGAUUACGGAGAAGCAGACUGAGGUGGGAACGGUGAUGUCAGAGGUGUCAGGACGAGCCGAUCCUCAGCUGGACCCUCGAGUCGUGCAGGUCUACAGAGGCGUUAGCAAGGUGCGUUAAA
This is a messenger RNA of Pimephales promelas (fathead minnow), 633 nucleotides long. The record is from RefSeq and is a predicted model, not a curated record. NCBI's taxonomy places the organism in Eukaryota, Metazoa, Chordata, Actinopteri, Cypriniformes, Leuciscidae.